AGGCGGCAGCCCAAGCUCAGCAAACUGCUGAGGCUGACGCAGUGGCACGAGACAGACGGAAUGCCGCCAUCAUGGAGUCCCUGAUUCAAAAUGAGAAUCAGUGGACAUCACUACUCCAAGGCAUGUACUUUGUGCCUACGGACUCGCAGGCGGAGCCGAUACAGGCAGAGGCAGAGAGAAGUAACCUGGCUACCGUGAUGUUGAACGUGAUGAGGGGAGUAAUGUGGAACAACAAACUGCUGCAGGCACUCCUGCACGUGGAACGACAGCAAAGACAGCAGCGCCAGCAAAACCUUGCUGAUUUAAGGACUGCCGUCCRCAACGCAGCAACGCAGCAGCAGCAACAACACCAACUGUUGAACUCUACCCUCGCACGCAUCAACGGCAUUGAGGCUAAGGCCUCAGCAGCGCCAGGCUGCACGACAGACGCGACGAAGCAACUCAACGAGCGCAUCGAUCACGUCGUCACCAUCAUUGGCGAACUAGGUGAUUUCACUAGUCCGGCCACGAUCAGCAGUACGGUGGCCGCCAUCAAGAUGAACAUCACCAAACUGCAGACAAGACCGGACGCCGCCACAAGGAACUACAAGAUGCCAAACUUCACCAUCAGCAAGUUCGACGACUACAACAAGACGGACGCCUUGACAUGGUGGCAAAGUUUCCUAACGGAAGCAUCAUACCGCACUGUCCCGCCGGACGACAUGAUGAAGGCACUCUACUUACAACUGAUUGGAGGGGCGCAGGCAUGGAUGAACCAUCUGGUGGCUACCAAGAAAUGCACCAUCGCCGAACUCCACACGCACAUUCCGUGGAAGGCGUUCGAGCAACUUUGGUUCACUCGCUUCAUGGUCCGCAACGUCGUGAAGGCGGUCAUGAAUGAGGUAUACACAUGCUCACAAGGGAGUAUGCCAACUCGAGACUGGACAACCAAGUGGCAAAAGAUAGUGACCACGCUUGGCUUCGAUUUGAGUUUUCCUAACCAGCGAUCCGAGUUCUUCUCGCGAUCAUGCGCAGGACUGCGAACCGCACUCGACAACGAGUACGAUUAUGCCUCAUUCCAGUCUAUUCUAGAUCGUGCAAACUUGGUCAUCCAAACGGAUGACAAGGCCGCAAACGAACGACAGUCCCAACCGCAUUAUGUGGCAAAGCAGGCCUAUUAACGACCGGCACAUAACAAUACCGUGAUUUAUGAAGAAACAGUCGAUCUCCACGCUGCAACAGCAUC
Molecule: messenger RNA, 1225 nt
Organism: Chara braunii
Lineage: Eukaryota; Viridiplantae; Streptophyta; Charophyceae; Charales; Characeae
Source: the annotation of a GenBank genome assembly